Cololabis saira (Pacific saury) is the source of this 2836-nucleotide messenger RNA. RefSeq names its product macrosialin-like. Bases 92 to 1120 code for a protein of 342 amino acids. Gene Ontology annotation, cellular component: membrane. NCBI's taxonomy places the organism in Eukaryota, Metazoa, Chordata, Actinopteri, Beloniformes, Belonidae. The transcript is spliced from 6 exons. The record is from RefSeq and is a predicted model, not a curated record.
GUGCGGGGUUAGUGCGCAUUCAGCUGCUGCUAGAGCCGUGUGGAGGAGACUAGUCCCAGAGUCCCAGAGUCCCAGAGUCCCAGAGUCCACCAUGCAGAGAGCUGUCGUGCUGAUCCUUACAGCCUGCUGUUUCACAGCUGUGGCAUUGGCCAAAGAUAUGACCAAACCUCCUGCAACUGUGGUCCCCGCAGUAGCAUUUGUCACAUCCAACACCACAACCAAAGCCCCGCCCACCACCACAACCAAAGCCCCGCCCACCAACACCACCACAACCAAAGCCCCGCCCACCAACACCACCACAACCAAAGCCCCGCCCACCACCACAACCAAAGCCCCUCCCACCAACACAACCACAACCAAAGCCCCGCCCACCAACACCACCACAACCAAACCCCCGCCCACCAACACCACCACAACACCACUCCCCCCUACCAACACCACCACAACCAAACCCCCACCCACCAACACCACCACAACCAAGGCCCCGACCACUACCACACCUCCCUCAACGACACCAUCCACCAGCGUGACUCGGGGAAACUACAGCUUGACGACAGCGAAAGGAGAGACGUGCCUGUUGGCUUUCACGGUGCUGCAGAUCCGACUGGCCACAGCAAAGGCCAAUGGAACGUUCAAUGUUCAGCCCGAGAAGACGAAGGUGCAGGGUGGAUGUAAGGAAACCACUGCCAAUCUCACCCUUGUCUUUAAUGAGGGCUUCAUAACCUUCCUCUUCAACAAGAGUGUUGGUGACGGCACCGUCUACGUUGAUGCCGUGUCGUUCAAACUGUCCUACCCCUUCAUGAGAGGAGGUGAUUCAGAUUUCAGCGGCUCCAACUCGUCCCUGCGUCUGUUCUCGGCCAAGGUGGGACACUCGUACUCCUGCAGGAACGAGUCCGUAGAUCUGGGGAAGGGACUGUCCCUGGAUCUGUCCCAGGACCAGAUGCAGGCCUUCAAUCUCACCACCAACAAGUUCGGCUCUGCUGAGCCGUGUCCCGCCGACCGGCCCGACUACAGCGUGGCCAUCGGGGUGGGCGUGACGCUGCUGGUGCUCAUCGUGGUGGUGGUGGUGGCCUACCUGCUGGGCCGCAGGAAGAGGGCCGACGGCUACCAGUCCCUGUGAAGGGGCUAGUGGUGGUGGCCUACCUGCUGGGCCGCAGGAAGAGGGCCGACGGCUACCAGUCCCUGUGAAGGGGCUAGUGGUGGUGGCCUACCUGCUGGGCCGCAGGAAGAGGACCGACGGCUACCAGUCCCUGUGAAGCGGCCGGCUAUAGAGACGUUAUCUACUCCACCGGUGGGGGCUCCAAUCCUCUGGGGGCGGAAGGGAAAUUUUAAUUUAAGUGUAAUCCUGAUAUUUUUCUCACUGCACAUGUUGUAUUUCGCCUUAUUCACUCGCAUCAAUGAUGUUUUAUCCUAUUUGGGAGAAAAAAUGUCACAAGAAAAAAGAAUAAUCCCAAACUCAAUACUCCAUAAUAGAUUUAAAAAGAACAUUUGAAUGGACAGUUUUUCCACUUCAUAUUAAUAUCCAAUAAUCGUACACAAAAAAUUGAAUCCCAAAGUUGGACUAUUUUCUAUGGAAGAGUAUUAGGGCCAUGCAAGGGAAAAAAUAUUUGAGAGGGGAAGAUUUUUUUUUAUUGUGCACUUCAAGAGAAAAGUUGAAAUGUUGAGAAAAAGUCGAAAUGUCGAGAUUAAUGUUUAAAUACAAUUUCAAGAAUAAAGUUGAAAUUUCGUGAAUAAAGUCGAAAUUUCGCCUCAACAUUUCGACUUUUUUCUCGAAAUUGUGACUUUUUCCUUGAAAGUGUACUUCAACAUUAAUCUCAACAUUUCGACUUUUUUCUCGAAGUGCAUAAUGAAAAAAAAAUCUUCCUCCUCUAAAAUAUUAUUUUUAUUUUUCUCCUGCCUGGCCCUGAUUCUCUUCUGUAAUUUUCAGAGAGGAAAAUCUGAUGAGACGGAUUUUUUUACUUUGUUCUUUAUUUUUUUGGGACACUAAUAUUAGUCACUGACAUCGUCAUCAAUAAGAACUGACCGGACCGUCUCAGUCAUUGGUUCAUUUUAUCAUCUACACUUUUUUAUUUCAUGUUGCCAUAGUUGGGUUGAUUUUAAAAUAGAUUUUAAAUGUUGGCUCUUUAUUUCACUUUACCCCCAAAUUGUGUUCCCACUGGAUUGAGAACUAGAGGUCAAGGUGAAUCAACAAAUGCAUGAUGGAACUUUUUGGUUUGUUUUUGUAAUUUAGUUUGUUUUAUGAUUAUAUUUGAUGUUGCUUUUUUUAAUAAUCAGAUUUGUUUAGUUUAAAUUCUAUUUUUAUAGAAAAAAUACUGAUUUAAAGGGUGUGUUUGAAUCACCUCUAAGAGAAAUUUGGUACAUAUUAUUGAGAUUACUGUCCCGUAUUACUGUAUAUUGUUUUUCUUUCUCAAUUGUGAUACUGUAAAACUGGGUAAUAAAAAAAAUAUAUUCUGCCUUUCUUUUUUUUUUUAUCAGAUUUUAGUCUUAUAAACUGCGAAGGCUCUUGCACUAUUGAAGAUAACUUGAAUAUAUUGACUAAAACCAUGAACUCAUGUUGUAGAAGUAGUUGAUUAAUUAUCAAGCAGUCACAGCGGCUUAAAAAUCUGUGAAAUGUUUUUUUGUUGGUUUUUUUAAGGGAAAAAGGCGAAUACAGAGCACAAGAAUGAGUUAUUUGAGCGUAUUGAGCUGGCGUAGGAAGCUUUUGCCCAGCAGGUGGAACUGUGAGCUGGAGAACCAUCAGGAAACAGAAACCUUUCCCUGGUACAUUUAUUCACGCUAUGUGAGCACUUUUGCCUGCUGCUAGCUUUCUUUGCCAAUAAAGACUUAUAUUUCUAAA